Esox lucius (northern pike) is the source of this 3375-nucleotide messenger RNA. It is a transcript of the gene c14h2orf42, whose product is annotated as chromosome 14 C2orf42 homolog. The transcript is spliced from 10 exons. Gene Ontology annotation, cellular component: nucleus. The coding region runs from base 295 to 2265 and encodes 656 amino acids. NCBI's taxonomy places the organism in Eukaryota, Metazoa, Chordata, Actinopteri, Esociformes, Esocidae. The record is from RefSeq and is a predicted model, not a curated record.
GUUUGCAGUAGGCUUGCAUACUUGUAUUGUUAAUAUCCAUUUAUUUGGUUAAUUUGAUAAUACAUUUUGUAUACAGCAACAGAAACAGAUCUUUUAGAAUUUGUCUGGACGUCUGCAUCUAACAUGUGACCAACUAUCUACCCAACCAGGAGGUUCGUUACAGGCGCAUUGCGGAGACACGGAUGUAAGGAGGAAUGGCGACGGUCUAGAGGAAGAGGAGGCUUGUAUAUAGUCUGAAACCGUCCAUACAGCGUUAGGAUAAAUAGUAAAAAAUACAGACUGACAGAGACCAAAAUGGAGUCAGGGUUGGCAGUGACCUCAACCCCCACAUCUGUGGUUGGCGCUACAUCACCGACCCCUGCACCCACCAACCUCAGCGCCAAGCAGAGAGAGGGCGGCAGGAAGAAUGCCACCACCCCAUCAUUUCUAUCCAACCUGGGCAAGCCCACCUUGCGGGGCAUCAGGAAGUGUCCUCAGUGUGGUGUUUACAAUGGUACCCGCGGACUCAGCUGCAAGAACAAGGCCUGUGGCGUCGUCUUUAGGGAUGGGGGGGCUGCCGGCGGAGUCAGGGGCUCCAAGACCGGGACGGUGGAGGUGGUGCGCGUGGUCAUCAAUGGAGGAGGAGGCGAAGAGGGGGGCGACGGCGGAGCUGGUGAAUCCUCGGCUGGAGGUGCCCAGGUGUUCUCUGUUUGUCAGCGAGGGAGGGGCGCGUCAGCACAACAGGGGUUUGUAGAGCUUGUCCCCACGGAUACGGCCGUUGCCACGAGCGACGGGACGACCCUGCUGACCCGUGUCAGCGUGGGCCGCUGCUUCCUGCCCACCUGCCGCCAUGCGCAGGGUCAGAGGUCAGGCCCGGGCCGUUCACAGCAGACUGCCGUUCCAACCAACGCGACGUCCAAGCAGCGUUCAUCUGGUGCAGACACCCCCUGUGUUCACGUGAAGCUGGCCAUGGAGUGCCAGGCCCAGGCCACUCCUCUACCACUGAAGAGCUCCAUCCUUGAGGGUCUUCAAGCCUCAGCCGAGGCCAGAGAAGAGCUCUGGAGGCUGGCUACUGAGUCCCCUGGGCCCCUGGUCCAGAGGGUGAACAAAGACACUCUGGUGGUGAAAUGUCACAGUGGACCAAAUCAUCCUCUGGGACUGCUACACCUGACCGUUGGGGCACGGGGCUCCGGCGCGUGGGGGAGGACUGAGGGGAGGAGCAGAGAUGGGGCUGUGUAUCAGUGUGCCUGUCAGGAGGCUGUCCGGUGGGGUACGGCGGGGGGAACUGGGGAUGUGGAAACCUCUCAGGAUGAAGAUGGGGAGGUUAGAGGUUCCUCUGGUGUCUCCCCGGACUCCACCUCCCUGGUUGGUGCUGGCCCAUGUGUCUGCCUCCACUUCUACGCCUGUGUCUGUGCCUUCGCCAGCCAUGAGAAACUGGCCACUGAGUUCUCAGCUUUCCUCAACUACUGCUCCAAUGUGCCUAUAGGAGGUGAAAUAACCGCUCACAAAACCAAGAGACUACGUCAGGAGGAGCACCUCAUUGCCCCCCCAGCUGUUUGUCCUAUAGGGGUGGGGGGGGGUAGAGACAGGGGGCAACCCCCCAGCCAGAAGAGGUGUGGUCAGAGGAAAUGUUCUGGUCCUGGUGCUCCUGAUUCAACUGGGCUCAAGACCUCAGGGAGCAGCCAGCCAGUGGAGGAGAGUCAGGUGACCCUGGGGUUCCGCCAGUGGCUAGCCAGCGUUACAGAGAGGAUUCACCAGACCAUGCAUUACCAGUUUGAUGGUAAGCCGGAGCCUCUGGUGUUCCAUGUCCCCCAGGUGUUUUUCAACUCCCUGCAGCACCGGUUGUCCCUGGGUUCCAAGAAGAGACGGCUGCCCAAUGCUACCUCAGCAUUUGUCAGGAACGAUGACCUCCCCCACGGAACAUUCUCCAAGUACACAUGGCACAUCACCAACCUGAUGCAGGUCAAACGCAUCUUUGACACACCCGAGCUUCCCCUGGAGUUGACCCAGAGUUUUGUGAAAAACAGCGACGGUUCUUAUUCUCCGUUCCGCUGUCCCCAGCCUCUUCCCCCUGACCCUUCUGAGGGCUUCAGCCGCACAGACAGACCCCAGGCCAUACGACCCCUGGAGCUACGCACCUUCCUCAAUGUUGGACAACAUACAGUGGAUCAGAAGGAUCCCACGCCCUUUGUGAUUGAGUGGAUCCCAGACAUCCUGCCUCGCUGUCAUGUCGGAGAGCUCCGCCUCAGCUUCCAGUAUGGUCACCAGCUUGGAGGACAGUCCUGAUACUGAGCCGGAAUGCCGGGAUGUACCGGGGAGGGAUCGAGUCGUCAAGAGACCUCCUGACCGGAACGCCGGGAUGCACUGGGAGGAAUCGAGUCGUCAAGAGACCUCCUGACCGGAACGCCGGGAUGCACUGGGAGGGAUCGAGUCAUCAUGAGACCACCUGACCGGAACGCCGGGAUGCACUGGGAGGGAUCGAGUCAUCAUGAGACCUCCUGACCGGAACGCCGGGAUGCACUGGGAGGGAUCGAGUCGUCAUGAGACCUCCUGACCGGAACGCCGGGAUACACUGGGAGGGAUCGAGUCGUCAUGAGACCUCCUGACCGGAACGCCAGGAUGCACUGGGAGGGAUCGAGUCGUCAAGAGACCUCCUGACCGGAAACCGACAGCUUAAGCGACGCCCCCGAGAGACCUCACUGGAUGAUUUAUUAGUCGUUGUCGAGCUAUGGAAGUCUAUAACAUUGUUUUUCAAAAGAGAGAAAGAGUGACCGCUUUAGAGACAAGGAAAGAGAGAAGUGAGACAGUGGUGGAAUAGUUUUUUGUCUUUUCUAAAAGUUACUCCCUAUUUUCUUCCAUCGGUACUUUGAUUUGUAUUCAGUUAUGCCAUUACAUGACUUCUGUAUCUAAGUGCAGGUGUUUGAUAAGAUCAGCUCAUGGAAAGUGAUGCAAACAAAUGGGUAGGAGCCCAAUGUCUGGUUGGGUUGGGAAACAAAGGUGUGUGUGUGUGUGUGUGUGUGUGUGUGUGUGUGUGUACUGACUUUGAUCCUCACCUACAUCAGUACUAAUGGACAGUUGCAGCAAAACAGCAGCAUCUGAAUGUCAGUUGGAACAAUUGGGUUAGAAUGUCAGGAAGUGUAAACCUGAAGGGUUGGAAGUGAAUGUCAUUUGAGUGAAUUACGCUUUUUGUGAGUUUUGUGUGUGUUUUGUGUGUGUUCACAAAGCUGGUGUGCCGACAGUAUCUCCCAGCCUUUUUCAUGGAUCUGAUUCACUGUUGAAUAUAACUUUAAUGAUUGUUGUCCAUAGAACACUGGAAUGUGAGACCUAAGCCUGUUACUUUAUAGUGAAUGGAGUAAUAUAGACAUUGACCUAAAAAUAAACAUUAGAUUGACUCUG